Molecule: messenger RNA, 2505 nt
Organism: Tupaia belangeri chinensis (Chinese tree shrew)
Lineage: Eukaryota; Metazoa; Chordata; Mammalia; Scandentia; Tupaiidae
Gene: ALKBH5
Product: alkB homolog 5, RNA demethylase
Biological process (GO): mRNA export from nucleus; mRNA processing
Cellular component (GO): nucleus
Molecular function (GO): oxidative RNA demethylase activity
Source: RefSeq, a predicted model, not a curated record
CCGCCGCGGAGCCUUACCCGGUGCCCGGGGCCAAGCGCAAGUACCAGGAGGACUCGGACCCAGAGCGCAGCGACUACGAGGAGCAGCAGCUGCAGAAAGAAGAGGAGGCGCGCAAGGUGAAGAGCGGCAUCCGCCAGAUGCGCCUCUUCAGCCAGGACGAGUGCGCCAAGAUCGAGGCCCGCAUAGACGAGGUGGUGUCCCGCGCCGAGAAGGGCCUUUACAAUGAACACACUGUGGACCGGGCCCCGCUGCGCAACAAGUACUUCUUCGGUGAGGGCUACACGUACGGCGCCCAGCUGCAGAAGCGCGGGCCCGGCCAGGAGCGCCUCUACCCGCCGGGCGAUGUGGACGAGAUUCCCGAGUGGGUGCACCAGCUGGUGAUCCAGAAGCUGGUGGAACAUCGCGUCAUCCCCGAGGGCUUCGUCAACAGCGCCGUCAUCAACGACUACCAGCCCGGCGGCUGCAUCGUGUCUCACGUGGACCCCAUCCACAUCUUCGAGCGCCCCAUCGUGUCCGUGUCUUUCUUUAGCGACUCCGCGCUCUGCUUUGGCUGCAAGUUCCAGUUCAAGCCUAUCCGGGUGUCGGAACCUGUGCUUUCCCUGCCGGUGCGCAGGGGGAGCGUGACUGUGCUCAGUGGAUAUGCUGCUGACGAAAUCACUCACUGUAUACGGCCUCAGGACAUCAAGGAGCGCCGGGCAGUCAUCAUCCUCAGGAAGACAAGACUAGAUGCACCCCGGUUGGAAACCAAGUCCCUGAGCAGCUCUGUGUUACCACCCAGUUAUGCUUCAGAUCGCCUAUCAGGAAACAGGGACCCUGCUCUGAAACCCAAGCGAUCCCACCGCAAGGCAGACCCUGAUGCUGCUCACAGGCCACGGAUCCUGGAGAUGGACAAGGAGGAGAAUCGGCGCUCAGUGCUGCUCCCCACGCACCGGCGGAGGGGUAGCUUCAGCUCAGAGAACUACUGGCGCAAGUCCUAUGAGUCCACGGAAGACUGCUCGGAGGCAGCGGGCGGCCCUGCCCGGAAGGUGAAGAUGCGGAGGCACUGAGGCCCCCACCCCGGACUCUGGCUGACCCUCACGUAGCUGCCCAUCCUCUUGUUUUGUUUUAAUGGUUUUUCUGUUUUUGUUUUUUUCUUUUUGAUCCUUUUUUUUUUUUUUUUUUUUUGACUUGUUGCCUGUUAAGGCCGAAGAACAGAAUUGGUCAGGACUUGGGUCUGUUGUUCUUGGUUUUCCUCCUGGAUGGGAAGGCUGCUGGUGUCUGUAGAGACAAAGGCUUACACUGGAGUGGCCAGGAGUGGUAUGGGGGCAGCUGUCUUUAAGUGGGGCGGUGUUAGGCUGGGUUUUUGUAAAAGCAACGCAAUGUUUUGGUUAAGAAAAUUCUCGUUUUGCUUCAAAUGUAAAUCUUCGCAGUGUUCUAGACAAAAUCGAACUUUCUGCCCACCCCUUUCCUCCACGAUGUCUGCGCUUGGUUAAGGUCUCUUGGAGCUUUGCCAGCUCCAGUGGGGCUGCUGUCCCCACCUCUCACCUGCUCUCUAGGCCCCGGAAACUCACGCAAACUCCUCUGUCUCCCAUGGCAGAGUUGUUUAGGUCAGCCAGGCAGGUGCUUCCCUGAGCUGUGGCCGAGGUUUCCUCCACACCCACUGGUCUGCUCUGCCCUGUUCCUUGAGCUGCCCAGGGGCCAGCUCAGUAGUCCUGACCUCUCCUGCCAGGACCACACCUUUUUGCUGGGUCGCUAUUUCCAAGCAUACGCAUGUGAUUGUAUGGAACAGUUAGACUUGCCAUCGUGGGUCAGUUUUAGGAAUUGUUUCUAGCUAGAGGGACUGGUGUCCUUCCAAGUCUAGCUUUUGGGAUAUGGAAAAUUGUUGUGGUGUGUGGUAGGGUUUUUGUUUUCUUUUGUUUUGAGUUUCUACUUUUUCCUUUGGUCUCCUGGCUUUUUUCUUUCCCUUUCCUUUCUCCUUCAGUGGCCAGCUUGGGCUGUCUCCCAGGUCACCCCUCCAGGAAGGCCUGCCCCUUCUGCCUGCCUGCAGCACGCACAGGAGGGCCAAGCUCAGGCCUGCAGACUGGGUUGGUGCCUCCUCCGCCGCAUGGGCACGGGAGCUGGGAAGGGGCUUUGGAAAAAAAUAAAAUUAAAAAAAAAAGAUGAAGUCUUCGGCAGUUUCUACCCACUUGGAUCCUGGAAGGCGGCAGUUUCAUUAGGAAUGUCUUCUUGCUGGCCAGUCGAGGACCUGGGUCUGCCCAGGACAGAGGUCCUCCCGGCGGCCAGGCUACCACCACUCCAGGGGGCUUGUCUGCAGAGGCCCAGACCUGAGGCCUCCGAGGAGCCCCCGAGGGGGCCAGAACUCGUUUGCCAGCGUGGAUUCCUCCAGUCGGGACUGCAUAACUAAAGCAGUUGCAGUUUUAUUUUUUUUACAGCUUUUUUCCCAAAAAUGAUUUGUAGUUGUGUGUGCAGCACUUUGCCCUGAUAUGUGUGCUCUACAAUAAAAACCAAAUCUAAUAUAUUUUGAAA